AUGUAUCUAUCUCAAUCUCUUCAUAUCUAUCUAUCUAGCUAUCUAAACAUACUUUUGUUCGUAUCUAUCUCAGUCGAUUUUUUUUUUAUCUAUCUAUCUAUCUAUCUAUCUAUCUAUCUAUCUAUCUAUCUAUCUCAGUAUAUUAAUAUCUAUCUAGCACUUUUGCUCUAUUUUCCUUCUUCUUUCUUAAUUCUUGUUUUUAUUCCUUUCGCCAUUUUUAUUCUGUCUCCUUCGACCCCUUUUAACAUCUUCCCAUUGUUUUAUUGUAUUUGCGCAUUUUCAACUCCUUUUGUUUUCUCUCAUUCCCUUUUCUCUUCUAGUCUUUCUCUUUCUUUCUUUCUUUCUUUCUUUCUUUCUUUCUUUCGCGGGCGUUUUUCCUAUUUCCUUUACGUUCUUUCUCUUUGUUUUUUUACAUUUCUUUUUUUCUCUUUUCUUUGGCCUCUUUCCGCCUGCAAUUCUUUUUUCUUUCUUUUAAUUUUCUCACUUUCAUAUUCUUUCUAUUUUUCCUUCAUUUACGUCUCUGUAUUUAUUUUUCUCUUUCUUUCUUUUUUAGUUGAUUCUUUCCCCUUUCCUCUUAUUGUUUCUUUCUUUCUUUCUUUUUUUUUUCUUCUUUUGCAUUUAUGUUAUUUUUUCUCUUUGUCUUUCUCUCUUUUCCCUUUCACUUCUUUCUUUAUUUCUUUUAUUUUAAUCACUUUUAUUUUCGUAUAUUAUUUUCUUUAUUUUCUUUCUUCUUUCUUUCUUUCUUUUUUUCUUUUCUUUAUAUUUUUCUUUUUUUCUCCUUCGUUUUCCGUCCUUUUUCCUUCACACUUUUUAUUUUUCCCACUUCAUUUCCAUAUUUUUCUUUUAAUUAUCUUUCUCUUGUUCCUUUCAUCCUUUUAA
Acanthosepion pharaonis is the source of this 879-nucleotide messenger RNA. The record is from the annotation of a GenBank genome assembly. Lineage: Eukaryota; Metazoa; Mollusca; Cephalopoda; Sepiida; Sepiidae.